UAUUUGUUUAUAUAUUUACUGUGCAGAUGUAGAUGCUCUAGGCUGUGCCAGUACAGAUCAAACGUUUAACUUUAUUCUGCUCUGUAGUCAAGUGUAGUUUAGUACCGAGGAUGUGAAAAUGUCUACCACGCAACAUUACCUUUGCCAUUCCUCUGUUACAUUGCUCUCAUCCUCAACCUUUGAUGUUGGAUAAGCAGUUCUUGCAAUCUCACUGCAAGCAGUAUUGAGAGAGUUAAAGGGAUAGUUCACCCAAAUAUAAUAAAAAAAUCAGUAAUCAUUUACUCAUCCUCAUGUUGUUUCAAACCUGUAUGACUUUUUUGUAUGACAGACUGAUAGUUAACAUUCACUUUCAUUGUAUGGGAAGAAGAUGCAAUGAAAGAAGGGCUGUCAGUUGAUUACAGUUUUUAAUAUACUUUUUACUGUAUUGUCCUCAGAUGUGGAAAUUUUCCUUUGGCUUCUCAUCACAAUACAAAAACACACAAUAAUCACACACAAGAUUUGCAUGAGACCAAAUUAAAAAUAAUACACUGUAAUGCACAAAAUCUCAUUCGUAAAUGAUCACAAUUGCAUAACAAAAUCAAAAUGGAACAAACAAUCAUUACACUCCUCCACUGAGCAGUCUAAUGGCCUUAGGUACAAAAGAAUUCGUAAAAAAAAAUUUUUAGAGCCCUGUAACGCCUUCCUGAUGGAAGCAUUACAAAUUCAGCAUGUAAUGGAUGUGUAUGUGAAUCGCGAUUAAUCGCGAUUAAUCGCAUAACGUUUCAUAGUUAAUUGCAAUUAAUCGCAGAUUUUAAAAGUGCUGAAAUUGUACUCUAUAUAUACUUCUUUUCCUGUCAAAUUGCAUUUACCUGUAUUUCAUUUUUAAGAAAGAAAACAAAACAAUAAACAAAACAAUAUGUAACAAUAACGCUUUAUUAACAUUUUCCAAAACAAAGCCUUCCACAGUAUAAAGAUAGAAAUGCACUAAAAUAACACCAAUUCAAGUAACUAUAAAUGUUUUGCUAAGUCUAAGUGGGAGGAUGACUAUUUAAAAGAAUUAGUCCCCAUAGGUUGCGUAUCCAUUGCAAAGCACAUUAAAUCUUUUAAACUCUCAUCCUCCACAAUAUUAAUCAGCUGGAAGACUGUGGCUAUCCGCUAUGCUACAGCAAUUGUGCAGCUGCAUUCACAAUUCGCAUCAGGGCAUCAACGCCAGUGUCAACCGCUGCUUUGAACUCCACAUAAUGUAAUGAAUUGUUUGAUUCAAUCAAUAAUAAGGCCAUUACCACUUGCCCGGUGUGCAAUGACUCGCAAAGGUUCCACCAUACUCCGACGAGUGUUUAUACUUGUUUAUGCUUUAUUACCGGUAAAUGCGUUUAUUUCGAUUAAGAAAAAUUAAUGUGUUAAAUUUUUUAAUUAAUAGCAUGCAUUAACGUGUUAACUUUGACAACUUUAAAUGAAAGUGAAUGGUAAGUGAGGCUUUCAGUCAAUAACCUUCUGCCUUUGUCUUCCAUGGAAGAAAGAAAGUCAUUUGGAACAAUAUGAGGGUUAGUAAAUGAUGACAGAAUUUUCAUUUUUGGGUGAACUAUCCCUUUAAGGGACCCCCAUAAAAACAAAAAAAUAAACUUAGGGGGGAAUUUUAAAAAAAAUGUUAAAGUUAAAAACGUAGUUUAGAAGUUUUUACAUUAAAAUUUUUUUCAUUAGUUAUUCGAAUCUUUGCUAUUAUUUAAACACUUAAUUUAUUAUAAUUAUCUCUGUGUUUACCGUUUUGCUAAAUAGUCAUGUUUAUUACAUAAUGGCAGGCAUUUAGGAGCAAAAAUGGUUUGAUAUCUCUGUUUAGCUGUAAAUAACAGUAGUAGUUCAAUUGGAUAUUUGUUGGGAAUGGUGGAUGCCACUUUCAUUCUCAUUCUUUCUCUCUUCUUCCUUCUUUUUGUAACACACAUACAUAAACACGCUCUACCCCAACUUCCACAACUUUCCAUUGAAUGGGUAUUGUUGGGGGAGGUUCACUCUGGUCUUAGCAGUACCCAGGUGGUGGUGAAGGAACUAAAGGCCAGCGCCAGCAUUCAGGACCAGAUGCAUUUCUUGGAAGAGGCUCGUCCAUACUGGACUCUCCAGCACCCGGCUUUAGUGCAAUGCCUCGCCCAAUGCACAGAGGUUACACCCUACUUACUGGUCAUGGAGUUCUGCCCUCUGGGUGAUGUUAAAGGCUACCUGCGCAGCUGCAGGGCAACAGAUUCCAUGAUCCCUGACCCCUUACUGCUUCAGAGAAUGGCAUGUGAGAUCACUUCAGGCUUGCUGCACCUUCACAAAAACAACUUCACCCACAGUGAUUUGGCUUUAAGAAAUUGCCUGCUUACAUCAGACAUAAACGUCAAGAUUGGAGAUUAUGGACUAUCACACAACAAGUACAAAGAAGACUACUUUGUGACAUCAGACCAGACUUGGAUUCCUUUACGCUGGAUUGCCCCUGAGCUGGUGGAUGAGGUUCAUGGUAACUUGCUGGCGGUGGACCAAACCAAGGAAAGCAAUGUCUGGUCACUUGGUGUAACGAUCUGGGAGCUGUUUGAGUUGGGGAAUCAGCCAUAUCUUCAUUAUUCAGACAGACAGGUUCUCAGCUAUGCUGUGAAGGACCAGCAACUGAAGCUGCCCAAGCCUCUAAUUAAGUACCCUCUUGCUGAACGCUGGUAUGAAGUAAUGCAGUUCUGUUGGCUUCAGCCUGACCAGAGGCCCACUGCAGAGGAAGUUCAUCUGCUGCUUAGUUACCUAUGUGCCAAAGGUGCCAGUGAGGCUGAAGAAGAAUUUGAGAGACGCUGGAACUCCUUGAGACCCAACACAAACCAAGCCAAUCUACACGGAGUCGGUGCACUUGGAAUUGGCAUGCCCGUGUCAUCCACCACUUCCUCAUUCCCUCUACUGGAGCAGUUUCCCUCAGGAGACGGCUACCACUCUGAGUCUGGAGAUGACAUCCUAACAGUUACUGAAACCAGCCAUGGCCUCAACUUUGAGUACAAGUGGGAGCAGGCCAGGGCUGAACAGCACUACCAUUCUUCAUCCACUACUGGCACUUUAGGUCAAGGUAAUCCCCAUUGUCAGGAGAUCUACUACCCUCCAGGAGGAAUGGUGGGUGACUGUGCAGUUGAAGGACUUCCCCUAGGGGUUUCUCCUUCAUACUAUGAGCCCAAGCAACUACACACCCCUGGUGUGGUACCAGUUUUGAGCGCUCAUAGUCCAUUUGUGAGUAAUGAGUAUUACAUCCGCAUUGAGGAGCCAGUGCAAAGCAAUAUUGACAUGAACUUCACCAUGUGUGCUUACAGUCCAGAGUUUGGGGAAGGCAGUGGAAUCUUUCUGACUGGUAGUGGAGACUCUAGGGAGUGUAUCAACUGUCCCUCUGAAGCCAAACCAGAAGACUUAUACUGGUCAGCGGAGGGCCAAAAAAGCAGUGCCUAUGAUUCAGACACCAGUCCUGCUAUGUCUCUAACUAUGGAGCCUCUUUUAGGCCAUGGAAGUCCUCUCAGGCCAUGGGAGUCUGGUCACUAUGUUUCAUACAAAGACAGAGAUAUAGGUUACUAUUAUGAGCCAUCACCUCCAAAGCGAAUGGACCACUACUUGAUUGGAGACUCAACAGAACUGCCACAAGAGAGCUGGGGGUCUCGAAGCCUGAGACAAGCACUUGGGGAACUGGAGGACCCUUUAGGGGUCUCGCCAUCACUUGGCAGUCCACCACAGGGUUAUGCUGAUCCUUACUUAGAGAACAUCCAAGGUUCCAUUAUAGGAAAGAAUGUCACAGGAGGGUACUAUGAUAUGAUGGGUUCCUUGAGGAAGACUAUGCCAGGCAACCACUCAGUUUGCAUCGACAUGGCGUCGGGUGGAGCUAUAUUUGUAGGGCAUAAUGACAGUGACUCUGAUGAAGAGGAAGACAUAUUUGUGGAAAGGCGUGGAAGGAGUUGGUCCACCAGCAAUCCAGCAAAUAACAACCCAAGGACCUUGUGUCAGAUGCAAGGAUCUUGUCUGCAGGAUUCUUAUGCAGACUUCCACUACACUAUGCCAAUGACGGAUGUUGAGGAUACAUGGCCAGAAGAGCAGAGCCUGCCAUACCACAUUUCUAAACCAGUCGACUGCUUAGAGGCAACAGUCAAAAGUAAUACUUGUUUGGUGCAUGGAAGACAUGUUUCUUCAAACCCUUCACCCGAGUGCAACUCGUAUAUAAAUAUAUGCCAUGAACCCAGAGAGGCUGAAGUAUACCCUGUGCCAUGUUGUCAGGCUUUGAGCAGUUCACAUUUUGUAGACCCUCUAACAGGGACACUUGUGAGGAACUGCUUCAUGAUCGACUGUAUUCCAGGGAAAAGCAUGGUGUUGCCACAAAAAGACCAACAUCUUGGCCAAGCACCUUUAUCUGCUGGACAUCUAGUGUCCAAAACAGAGACAUCAAGGGAAGGUGCAAAACUGUCUGAAGUAUCUGAGCAAUAUGUGGAUAUUAGAGUAGGGGACAUGAUCUCAAAACAAGAAAACACUCAACAAUCUCCAGCAGACCCUAAGACCGAAGUUCUUACCAUCGCCCCACAGUUGGAGAAAUCCCCAACUGAAUUACCCAAUUCAGAGCCAAAGUCAGAGUUGAGUAAGACGCUGGACAGUGGUGUGGAUCAUGGACGCUCUAGUAUCAGCCUGGUGGAGAUUGAUGACUGUAGCGAUGAUGAAAUCACUGACGUAACCUCAGGGAUUUUUUGUGACUUUACAGUGGAAGCAGACACUUUUGACUACACCAAUCCAACAUUCAAGUCAUUACAAAAGCAGGUUGGUACCCCAGACUCAAUGGACUCCAUUGACAUACCAUCCACAGCAUGUUCAAGUGAGACUCUGAGUCCUGCAUCCAUCCAUCCAUCAAGCUCUCCCAAGACUGUGGACAGCGGCUACGACACAGAAAACCAUGAAUCUCCAGAAUUUGUUCCAAAGGAACCCCAUGAGAUACAAGAUGCCAAAGCCUUCAUCCAGCCCUUGGGAAAGGUGACAUCUGGAACCAACUUUGUCAGCGAAGAACAAGAGGUUAAAAGGGCUGAAGCUGAGCAGAUAGAUCACAAUGUUGAUACUGUAAUGGCCUUGACAACAUCUGAGAGCAGUGAUGGGGAGUUUAAUGCACUGAGUGAUAAAACUCCAUACAGAGAUUCGGCCUACUUCUCUGACUAUGAUGCAGGGAAAGAUAAAGAAAGUGAAGAGGACAUCAAUGAACUUGAGGACCAGAAAGAGGGACCAGAAGAAAUUAUAGAUAAAGAAAACCUACAUCCUCCACAGGAGACAGAUGGAGAUGAAUAUCUUUUGUCAUCUACAAAGGAGAGUGAAAAAGCUCUCGAACAGGCUGAGGACAUAACUUCCAAAGUUCUUUCAAAGGUAGAAGAAGGAGUGUCGUCUUUUGACCAUGCCAUCUGUUAUGAAUGUCUCUCAGCUCCUGUUAACAAAGUAUCCACCAUAGAAAACCAUUUUGAUGGUGAAAAACUUGGGAUAGAUUCAGAUCACUCUGCAGAACUUGUACCAUUGGAAUCUCAAGUAUUUAAUUCAGAUGUAUCCCCAUGUCCCAACAUAAAUCAUGAGGAUUCUUUCAAGCAAGAACAUACCAGGAACAGUCCAUCUCUUGACACACUAACCUCUGAGGGUGAUGUUGCAGACAAUGUUGAGUCCAAUGGAGAGGAGAGUAUAAAUGAGCACGACAUAGUCAAAGAUGUGAGCUGUGCGAUUUUGUCCACAGAUGAACCAGUGCCUCAGCAGGAAACUUCAGAGGAGGUGUUAGUGCUUGGGCCAGAAAGCAACCAUUCUUCUGAUUCCUCCACACAUGAAAAUCUGGAAUCCAGGAAUAAAGACCCUGAAAAGGGAUGGCGUAAAAGAAGCUCCACACGUUCUUGCUCUCCUCCCCCUUUACUAGAAGGACGGAUGUCUCCCACGGAUGGGGAGGAGGCAGAUGAGGAAGAUGGUAACUCUGAGGACAGUGAUGAAUCGGAUGAGGAACUGCGCACGUACAGCAUUCGGGAGCAGAGCGAAGAAAGUGAGGACGAGAUCUUGCCUGUGCCUAUUAUUGUAAGUGACAGCAGUGAUGCACACAAACUCAGAAGCCUACUCAAGAUGCCAACUCUACUUAGCGAUUCACUGUCCGAUGAAAUGGACACCAAAAAGAAGGUGGUGUCCUUCUUUGAUGAUGUCACCGUCUUUCUGUUUGACCAGGAAAGCCCUACCAGGGAGCUGGCAGAUCACAGCUCUCCCCUUGGUGGAGAGUCAAGCAAACCAAGUGCAAAGGGCGAAGUGCCAAACCAGAAGGAAAAGGUCAAUGUCUCCGAUGACUCUUCAGAUGGAAACAUCUCAGAAGAGAGUGCAGGGCUUGAAUGGGAAGACGAUUUCCCCUUGUUGCCCCUUCCCACAUCUACCAAGGGUUCUCCUCCAGACAUCACUUCAAAGCCAAGCCUACUGACCAGCAGCACUAAACCUGUGGCACAGGUUUCCUCCCGUUUUACUGUGUCUCCAUCCAAUGUUUCACGAUUCUCCAUCACACAUGUGUCAGAUUCAGAUAUGGAUUCUGCAGGAGGGAGCAGUGAAGAUGGGGAAAGAGAGUAAAGCAUCAUACUGCCAAAUCACAGACCCAUUAUUUAUUUUAUUUUUAUUUUUAUUUAUUUUAACAAGAAGAACAAAGUGAGAAAGUUUGGAUCUCCUUAGAAACAGUGUUUGGAUUCAAUUGAAGAUGGUGCCUCUUAAUGUCAGCAAAUACUUAAGAGCAGCCCUUUUUCAAAGGGCCCCAGCUGACAAUACAUGUGGAAAUGACUUUUAAAGUCAAACAUUUAUAGAGUCAAAUCAGAUUCAAACAUUCUUACUUAAAAUCAAGCAUAUUUUAAAUGGAAGAGAGUUUGAAUGGAUUAGUUAUGGAGCUCCUGGAAUUACCUACUGUGACCGUUUACAACACAAAACAUCAGAUACUCUAUUUCUGGAAAGUGUUGAAACAACCCUGAAGUUACGAAUGCAUCAAAAAAUGGAUGAGAAGAUGGUCUUUGCAAAAUGUGUCAAAACACAACUGAACUGAUUUUUACUGUGAAGUAGCAAUACAGUAUUGUCAGUCUAGUAAAGAAAGAGGGAUUCUAAGAAGAAGGGGUAUUUCAUUGUUUUUAUGACUGAAAAUAAGUUAAUGACACACUGCUGCCUUGUGUUUGUCACCUACUGUACCUGAGAGUAGCAUAGUGUUGUGGUGACGUGGCAUUCUGAAACCAAUUGUAUCAUUUCAUUGAUUACAGUGGAAUUCUUUCUUGAUAUGAAAAUUUGUUGCAAGGCAUAUGUUUUUAUAUAAUUUGUGGUAUUUAUUUGGUGUUUUUUUAUUGUUUCAAUUGAAAUCAAUGUGCAUAUCAGGCAAAUCAUUUGAACAUUUUAGCUUUUUCUAUGGUUAGAGCAAAAACAUUUAGACAAAAAUCAUGUCCUGCUGAUUUAAAAGGAUAACAUUUUGGUUAUCAUCAGCUAAAUCCAUGACAUAAAAAUUUUUAAUUAAAUGAUAACCUUUUUGAAGUAGUGAUGUUAUGCAGUUUAAGUAGAAAAUCUCAAUAAAACUCUUAAUACUCAAACACUUUUGAGAAAAUAUCAAACAAAUAUAAUUGACAAGAUAUUAUUAUGUAAUGGGGCAGUUCAUGGUUUGACAUGUAUUAAUGAUGAGAUUGAUGUAUUUAUCAAUGAUGCUGUAAAUGCUUAUUAUGUUUUGAGGGAUGGAAGAGAGUUGUAUUAUGAUCAGGGUGUAAAUUAUAGACAUUACCUUAUAUUUAUUAUCUUUUAUAUUUCCUGGAAUGUUGAAGAACAAAGAUAAAUGCUCUUUAUCGUUGUAAGCUAUAUUGCUUAACAGACUGUCAUGCUGAGCUACUUUAUUGUUGGACUUUUCACCAAAAGGAACAAUUUCAACUGAACAAAAUGGACAUAUGAAGUAUUACUGUCAGAUAUUUAAUUCUUAUUCUCAUAUGUGGUUGGGAAACACCAUUAUCACACCUUUCACAACUCAGACAUGAUCAUGGAGGACUUGCUUGCAAAUGUGACUGAGAACAGUGUACAGUACGGAGGAACUCGAUGCUACCUGCACAAUUCUGUGCAUCCGACCCCAAGCCUGGCAGCCAGAGAGAAGCAGAAAUCUCGAUCCAAUUCUAUGUUUGUUUGCCUAUUAUGGCAUUAUUAUACUGUAUGUAAUUGUUUAGCUUAGAUCGAACUAGACAACAGUCUGUACUAUUUUUGUAUUUGAUUAAACAAUUUUAAACUACUGAAAGAUCAAAUGGGAACUCAGGAGGAAAGGGAAAUCUCUAUGUGUUUUCUGCCAAAGAAUUGUGUAAUGUGGCACAUAAAGGCCGGAUUGGCAUUCCAUAGAUGUUUUAAUUCAGAUGGGCAGAGUCACUGAUUUUCCUGGGUAUUGCUGCAGACAUUUGGCCGUUUGAGGGUUUUUGAAUUGCAGUAUUGUUAAGCGAGAGUGGUUGUAAGUCUGUUCCUCAAAUGUGUUACAAACUUAGUGCGAAAAAUAAAACAAUUCUGUUUUACCAU
This is a messenger RNA of Myxocyprinus asiaticus (Chinese sucker), 8514 nucleotides long. It is a transcript of the gene lmtkb, whose product is annotated as apoptosis-associated tyrosine kinase b. Gene Ontology annotation, molecular function: ATP binding; protein tyrosine kinase activity. The record is from RefSeq and is a predicted model, not a curated record. Bases 1858 to 6573 code for a protein of 1571 amino acids. Gene Ontology annotation, biological process: brain development; peptidyl-tyrosine autophosphorylation. NCBI's taxonomy places the organism in Eukaryota, Metazoa, Chordata, Actinopteri, Cypriniformes, Catostomidae. The transcript is spliced from 11 exons.